AUGAAUAUGUUUAAUUUAAGUGAAAUACCUCAAGAGUAUUACACAUGUGAAAGUAAUAGGAUUUCACUUUUAAUAAGUCUAGGAGUGGGAAGUCUAUUGGGAGAUGUCUUCUUUCAUUUACUACCCGAAGCUAUUCGGUUGUCAUUAGAUAAAAACGAUUACAAUCCCUAUACCAUUGGUUUAUGGAUUUUGGUGGGAAUCUUCACAUUUGUCAUCAUUGAUGUCCUCAUUAAUCAAAUACACAAUAAUAAUGCGACUGAAAAUAUCAAGAAAAACGAUCAAAAUAACAAAAUCAAACAUAAAACUAAACAAAUUAAUGGAAAAUCGGUUCAAAAUAAUAAUAAUAAUAAUAAGGGCCAACAAAUUGAAGCCAUUGGUUAUUUAAAUUUGAUAGCAAAUGCAAUCGACAAUUUUAGUCAUGGAUUAGCUGUAUUUUCUGGAUUUAUGGUCAGCAUUAAGACUGGAUUCCUAACAACUUUAACAAUAAUAAUCCAUGAAAUACCCCAUGAAUUCGCUGAUUUUGCCAUACUUUUAGAAUCAGGAUUUUCUAAAUGGGAAGCAAUUAGAGGACAACUAAUCACUGCCUGCACUGGUAUUUGUGGAUCAAUGUUUGCUUUCAUACUAAGUUAUAGCACAAGAGUUAAUAUUGAGAUUUGGAUUCUCACCUUCACUUGUGGUGCAUUCCUCAACAUAUCACUCGUUAAUCUUCUACCAAAACUUCUUAAAGAAAAAAAUAUUAAACAAUUAAUUUAUCAAAUUUUGAUAAUUGGAUUCGGAAUCGGACUAAUGGCUAUUAUAAAUAGUUUUGAUUAA
This is a messenger RNA of Oppia nitens, 813 nucleotides long. RefSeq names its product zinc transporter ZIP13-like. Gene Ontology annotation, cellular component: membrane. Bases 1 to 813 code for a protein of 270 amino acids. NCBI's taxonomy places the organism in Eukaryota, Metazoa, Arthropoda, Arachnida, Sarcoptiformes, Oppiidae. Gene Ontology annotation, molecular function: zinc ion transmembrane transporter activity. The record is from RefSeq and is a predicted model, not a curated record. The transcript is spliced from 5 exons. Gene Ontology annotation, biological process: zinc ion transmembrane transport; intracellular zinc ion homeostasis.